This is a messenger RNA of Schizosaccharomyces cryophilus OY26, 1829 nucleotides long. RefSeq names its product glucose-6-phosphate isomerase. The transcript has 2 exons. Gene Ontology annotation, molecular function: monosaccharide binding; glucose-6-phosphate isomerase activity; carbohydrate derivative binding. NCBI's taxonomy places the organism in Eukaryota, Fungi, Ascomycota, Schizosaccharomycetes, Schizosaccharomycetales, Schizosaccharomycetaceae. The record is from RefSeq and is a predicted model, not a curated record. Bases 61 to 1713 code for a protein of 550 amino acids. Gene Ontology annotation, biological process: gluconeogenesis; glucose 6-phosphate metabolic process; glycolytic process. Gene Ontology annotation, cellular component: cytosol.
ACGAUACAUAUUUGUCUUUCGCAAACAUCUAAUUUUCCAAAGCAUAAGUACACGUUCAAAAUGUCCUUCAGUUUGGCAUCUACUCUUCCUGCUUGGCAAGCUCUUCAAAACCAUUACGAGAAUGUUGGUAAACACCUCGUCCUUCGCGAUUUGUUUGAUAAAGACUCUUCCCGUUUCAACAAGUUAUCCCACACUUUCAAUGGAUUAAAGGAAGAGGAUGGUCCUAUUUUCUUUGACUUCUCCAAGAAUCUCAUCACCGAAGAGACAGUUAAGCUUUUGGUUCAACUCGCCAAGGAAGCCAACGUUGAGGGUCUUCGCGACUCCCUCUUUAAUGGUGAUCACAUCAACUUCACCGAAGGCCGUGCCGUUUAUCAUCCUGCCCUUCGCAACUUGUCCGACAAGCCUAUGAAGGUCAAUGGUGAAGAUGUUAUGCCUGGUGUUCGCAGCGUCUUGAAGCACAUGAAGGAGUUCUCUGACGCUAUCCGUAGCGGCACCUGGAAGGGUUAUACCGGCAAGCCCAUCAAGUCUAUUGUCAAUAUUGGUAUUGGUGGUAGUGAUUUAGGCCCUGUUAUGGUUACUGAAGCUUUGAAGCCUUAUGGCAAACAAGACAUGGAGCUUCACUUCGUCUCCAACAUCGACGGCACUCACUUGGCUGAGGCUUUGAACAAAUGUGAUCCCGAAACUACUCUCUUUUUGAUUGCUUCCAAGACUUUCACCACUGCUGAAACUUGCACCAAUGCCCAAUCUGCCAAGGAUUGGUUCCUUUCUCAAGCCAAGGAUCCUGCCCACGUUGCCAAGCAUUUCGCCGCCCUCUCCACUAACGAAAAGGAAGUUACUGCUUUUGGUAUUGACUCUGCUAACAUGUUCGAAUUCAGCGACUGGGUAGGUGGUCGUUACUCUGUCUGGAGUGCCAUUGGUUUGAGUGUUGCUCUAUACAUUGGUUUUGAGAACUUUGAGGCUUUCUUGGGUGGUGCUCAUGCCAUGGACAACUACUUCCGCAGCACUCCUUUGGAGGAGAAUAUUCCCGCCUUGGCCGCUUUGAUUUCCAUCUGGUACUCUGAUUUCUUUGGUGCUCAAACUCAUUUGGUUGCUCCUUACGACCAAUACAUGCACCGUUUCCCUGCUUACUUGCAACAAUUGAGUAUGGAAUCUAACGGUAAGGCCAUUACUCGCUCCGGUGACAUGGUCAACUACACUACUGGCAAGAUCCUUUGGGGUGAGCCCGGUACCAACUCUCAACACUCUUUCUUCCAAUUGGUUCAUCAAGGUACUAAGCUCAUUCCCGCUGAUUUCUUGAUUCCUAUCGAAUCACACAACCCUAUUGACAACAAUAAGCACCACCGCAUGUUGUUUUCUAACUUUGCCGCUCAAACGGAAGCCUUGAUGCUUGGCAAGACUCCUGCUGAAGUUAAGGCUGAGGGUGCUGCUGAUGAAAUUGUUCCCCACAAGACCUUCGUCGGCAACCGCCCUAGCAAUUCCAUUAUUGCCAAGAAGAUCACUCCUGCUUCUUUGGGUGCUCUUAUCUCAUUCUAUGAAUGGGUCACCUUCACCGAAGGUGCUGUUUGGAACAUAAACUCCUUCGACCAAUUCGGUGUCGAACUUGGUAAGAAGCUUGCCAAGAAUGUUUUGUCCCAACUCGACGCUGAAGGCAAGGUUAACGACCACGAUGCCAGUACUAAUGGUCUGAUUAACCUCUUCAAAACUGGAUUUUAAAUGAACUUGUUAAGUUGAUUAAAGUAUAUAGAAAGUGCUUUGUGAAAUAUUGUUUUACGUAUCUUGAUAAUAUGAAUAUGAAGAGUGAAUGAUAUAUACAGUUACUGUUGACUAUA